AUGGUGAAACCUCGGUUUAAGGGUAAAAGCUCGAUAAACCCCUCUUCGUCCAGCAGUAACCCUGAUCGAGCAAAGGGUGCUGGCGGGAACAACAUGAGGGAUCGAGCCACCAUCAAGCGUCUGAACAUGUACAGACAAAAGCAGAGAUGUAAUAAUCGUGGGAAAGUGGUGAAACCUUUACAGUACCAGUCGACAGUAGCUCCAGGGACUGUGGCCAGAGUAGAACCCAACAUCAAAUGGUUUGCAAAUACUCGUGUUAUCAAGCAGUCGUCCCUCCAGAAGUUCCAGGAGGAAAUGGGAGCAGUACAAAAGGACCCAUAUCGGGUGGUGAUGAGACAAAGCAAACUGCCCAUGUCCCUCCUGCAUGACAGAGUCAAAGCCCACAAUUCAAAGGUGCACAUUUUAGACACCGAAGGUUUUGAGACCACAUUUGGCCCCAAGGCUCAAAGGAAGCGGCCGAGUCUCAUGGUCGGGGAUGUGAAGGACCUGUUGGAGCAGGCGGAGGCUUCAGCGCUGAAAUACGACGCAGACAAAGACAAGAACCUCGUCACGGAGGACACAGGGGUCCGGGAGGAAGCCCGCGAGGAGAUUUUCAAGAAAGGCCAGUCCAAAAGGAUCUGGGGAGAGCUUUACAAGGUGAUCGACUCGUCUGAUGUAAUCAUUCAAGUGCUGGAUGCCCGCGACCCCAUGGGCACGCGCUCUAAGAACAUAGAGACGUACCUGAAGAAAGAGAAGGCCUGGAAACACCUGAUCUUUGUGCUGAACAAGUGUGACCUCAUCCCCACCUGGGUCACGAAACGGUGGGUAGCUCUUUUGUCCCAGGAGUACCCGACUCUGGCUUUCCAUGCUAGCCUCACCAACUCCUUUGGCAAGGGCUCCCUCAUCCAGCUCCUUAGGCAGUUUGGUAAGCUCCACACAGACAAGAAACAGAUAAGUGUGGGUUUCAUAGGCUACCCAAACGUAGGAAAGAGCUCGGUCAUCAACACUCUGAGAUCCAAGAAGGUCUGCAACGUAGCGCCCUUAGCCGGAGAAACCAAGGUGUGGCAGUACAUCACCUUGAUGAGGCGCAUCUUCCUCAUCGACUGCCCCGGUGUCGUGUACCCCUCAGAGGACAGUGAAUCGGACAUUGUUCUGAAAGGAGUGGUUCAAGUGGAGAAGAUCAGGAACCCAGAGGAGCACAUCGGGGCCGUACUGGAGCGAGCCAAGCCGGAGUACAUUCAGAAGACCUACCGUAUCCCCUCGUGGCAAUCUGCUGAAGACUUUCUGGAGAAGCUGGCACUUCGCACUGGAAAACUUCUGAAGGUCCCCGGGGGAGAACCAGAUCUUUCCACAGUCUCCAAAAUGGUGCUGAAUGACUGGCAGAGGGGGCGUAUCCCUUUCUUUGUGAAACCACCAGGGCCUGAGGGAGACCAGGAGGACCAGAAGCCGCUGCCAAUCGAAGCGCCGCCAGAAGGGGAGAACGUGAUGGAGGAGCAGCCAGAAAAGCAGGACUCCAUCCCGGAGGAAGAGGAGCAACAGCAGCAGAGGAAGAAGGAGCAGGUCCAGAAGAUUCUUGCUAACGUGCGACAGAAUUUUGGAAAGAUCAGCGUGGCGCCGGAGUUCUGCGAAGAGGACCUGGUUCCAGUGGAGAUGCCUGAGCUGGACAUGAGUGACUACUCUGGCUCUGAGGCCGAGGACGAGGGCGAGGAAGAUGCGCCGGCAGAGGAAGAUGAGACCAGCGCCGAAGCAGCCGCCGGAGAGGCCGCGCCGUCCGAGGCCACGACCUCUCAGACCGACAGAGCCAGCAGCGGCAAGAGUUCCCGCGCGGUCAUACGCGAGCUGGAUGAGAAAAUCACAAAGUACAAGCAGUUCCUGGACCGAGCCAAGUCCAAGCGCUUCUCUACGAUCCGGAUACCAAAGGCGCUCUCUGAGAAAGUGUUCACAGACAUCAAAGCUAAACAAGCAGCAGCCACUCAAGCUCAGCGGAAAGGCAGACAGUCUGACGCUGCAAGCAGGAAGAGGAAGGCUGAGGAGGAGGAUGAGUUGACACAGUCCCCAAAGCUGACGUCAAAGCAGAGAAGAGCGAUUGAACGUGCGCAGAGGGCGAAAAAGGUCGGCGUGCGCUAUUACGAAACGCACAACGUCAAAAACAAGAACAAGAACCGAAAAGCCCCGGCACCGAGCACAGAGGGUCAGCGGGCCAAGCGGUCAAAGCAGUAG
Messenger RNA from Menidia menidia (Atlantic silverside), 2199 nucleotides. The record is from the annotation of a GenBank genome assembly. Lineage: Eukaryota; Metazoa; Chordata; Actinopteri; Atheriniformes; Atherinopsidae.